Messenger RNA from Adineta ricciae, 696 nucleotides. Lineage: Eukaryota; Metazoa; Rotifera; Eurotatoria; Adinetida; Adinetidae. The record is from the annotation of a GenBank genome assembly.
AUGACACAACCGAAUGCUGCUGGCACUGCAAAAGAUGCAGCUGAUCAAAACUUUGAUUACAUGUUCAAAUUACUAAUCAUCGGAAACUCAUCCGUUGGAAAAACAUCAUUCCUCUUUCGCUAUGCAGAUGAUUCGUUUACGUCAGCAUUUGUUAGUACAGUCGGUAUUGAUUUUAAGGUUAAAACAGUAUUCCGCCAAGACAAACGUGUUAAAUUACAAAUCUGGGACACGGCUGGUCAGGAACGUUAUCGUACAAUAACAACUGCAUAUUAUCGUGGUGCAAUGGGUUUCAUCUUAAUGUAUGACAUAACUAACGAAGAAUCAUUCAAUGCUGUGCAAGAUUGGUGUACCCAAAUCAAAAUGUACUCCUGGGAUAACGCGCAAGUUGUUCUUGUCGGAAAUAAAUGCGAUUUAGAACAGGACCGAGCAGUGACGCAAGAACGCGGCCAACGUCUUGCGGAUCAAUUGGGUUUGGAAUUUUUCGAAACAUCGGCAAAGGAGAAUACUAAUGUCAAAGCCGUUUUUGAACGAUUGGUGGAUAUUAUCUUAGAAAAAAUGUCCGAUGCACCUGAAGAUGCAAAUGACAGCAAUCCGAAUACAAAUCCAUAUAGUAGUGCUGCUGGUAAAUACACGAAAGAUACGACCAAACUUCGAGCUACUGAUCCACAACCACAAGGAAAUAACUGUCAGUGUUAA